Lucilia sericata (common green bottle fly) is the source of this 770-nucleotide messenger RNA. RefSeq lists its product as uncharacterized. NCBI's taxonomy places the organism in Eukaryota, Metazoa, Arthropoda, Insecta, Diptera, Calliphoridae. The record is from RefSeq and is a predicted model, not a curated record. The coding region runs from base 94 to 726 and encodes 210 amino acids. The transcript has 3 exons.
CAUCAAAAAUAUUGCAAAAUUUCAGUGUAAAAAUUGGAAUUAAAUUGAAAAAAUAAAUUUUUAAAAUUUAUUUAAAAGAUUUUAUAUAAAAAUAUGUAUAAAAUUAUACAUUUUGAUAAAAAGCUUUGUCACCUUUUAAGACAUCAUUUGGAUUUUGUGGACGAAAAUAUGUGUGAUAUUUACUCCAUAUGGAAUUUUUGUCCUCGAACAAGAUGGAAAACUUUGAAAAACUUUUUUGCUGGAAAAUAUCUAUGUCGGGCACAGUACUUUCCUAUCAUAUAUUGGUUAGUUUUAGUGGUUUCAAUAAUGGGUAGUAUCUAUAGUUUCUCUGAAUUCUCAUCAUUAUUUUGGGGCACACGCAAGCAGCUCAAUAUGUGGCGUCAACGUACAUUUUAUGUUUUACCACCAUCUGUUUUGCGUAAAUGUCGUUUAGUGGGCGCCUUAAUCAUGUUAAAAGCUUGGGUGUUAUUGUGGUAUGCUGUGGUCAAGGUAUCCCCCUCUCAAAUGACACCUUGGCUGAUCAUAAAUAUGCUUGUUUUGGGUUCUGAUUUAAUCAUAUGGAUUACUGAGGUAUUUUCUGGUGUUUGUAAAUUGGAAUUGCGAACUUUAUUCUCUUUCACCUUGAUGAUAGUCAAUUAUUUGUUUGUGCGCUGCGUGCAAAGUGUCUUUCAAAAUGCCAUUGAAAUGAACGAUGUGGAAGAUUUAAGAUUAUGGAAAAGUUUUUAACUGUCCAUCACUCACACCAUUUGUUGUUAUAUUUUAUAAUCUUU